AUGUUUUUAAAAAAAAUUAAUAAAUUUAUAUUCUUUAACAGUUCAAUGCUUGUUUCAUUCAGCAACUUUAGUAAACAAUAUAGCCUAAGUUUUUAUUGGUCAUCAUUAACAUUAACUACUUCUGGACAACAACCUUAUCCUACAGCAGCAAUGCAUAAUUCUUUAGAAAUUUUUGAUACAAUUGUGGGGGUUUUAGUUUUUGCUGUUAUUGUGGGAAGUGUGGGAAAUGUUGUAAGUGGAAUAUAA
Messenger RNA from Meloidogyne enterolobii, 246 nucleotides. Lineage: Eukaryota; Metazoa; Nematoda; Chromadorea; Rhabditida; Meloidogynidae. The record is from the annotation of a GenBank genome assembly.